CGAGACCCGGAGUUGGGCGGGACGAACUCAGAGCGCGCCUGCGCAUUGAGUUCUCUCGCCGAAGGAGCCGCAGUCUGGAGAGCGCCAAGGAGCGGUUGGAGUCUCUGGCCAGCCUCUCCCGCGAACCCGGGGCUGUACGGCCGCACCCCGCCGGGACGUCCGCCGGGCACGGGAGGGGGCCACCAUGCCGAUCAAUAAGUCUGAGAAGCCGGAAAGCUGCGAUAAUGUGAAGGUGGUGGUUAGGUGCCGGCCCCUGAAUGAGAGGGAGAGGUCCAUGUUCUACAAACAAGCUGUCAGCGUGGACGAGAUGAGGGGAACCAUCACGGUCCACAAGACUGAUUCUUCCAACGAGCCUCCAAAGACGUUCACUUUCGAUACUGUUUUUGGACCAGAAAGUAAACAGCUUGAUGUUUAUAACCUAACUGCCAGACCUAUUAUUGAUUCUGUUCUUGAAGGCUAUAAUGGGACUAUUUUUGCCUAUGGUCAAACUGGGACAGGCAAAACUUUUACCAUGGAAGGUGUUCGAGCUGUUCCUGAACUAAGAGGAAUUAUCCCCAAUUCAUUCGCUCACAUAUUUGGUCAUAUUGCAAAAGCAGAGGGUGAUACAAGAUUUUUGGUUCGAGUAUCAUAUUUAGAAAUAUAUAAUGAAGAAGUUCGUGACCUUUUGGGCAAGGACCAGACACAGAGGUUAGAGGUUAAAGAAAGACCUGAUGUGGGAGUUUAUAUCAAAGAUUUAUCAGCUUAUGUGGUAAAUAAUGCGGAUGAUAUGGAUAGAAUUAUGACGCUAGGCCACAAAAAUCGCUCUGUGGGCGCCACCAACAUGAAUGAGCACAGCUCACGCUCGCACGCCAUCUUCACCAUCACCAUCGAGUGCAGCGAGAAGGGCGUGGACGGGAACAUGCACGUGCGCAUGGGGAAGCUGCACCUCGUGGACCUGGCUGGCUCAGAAAGACAAGCAAAAACUGGAGCUACAGGACAGCGUCUAAAAGAAGCCACAAAAAUCAAUCUUUCACUUUCCACACUUGGUAACGUAAUUUCAGCCUUGGUUGAUGGAAAAAGCACUCACGUGCCCUAUCGGAACUCCAAGCUGACUCGUCUCCUUCAGGAUUCUUUAGGCGGAAACUCAAAAACCAUGAUGUGUGCAAAUAUUGGGCCAGCAGAUUACAAUUAUGAUGAAACUAUCAGUACAUUACGGUAUGCCAACCGUGCUAAGAAUAUUAAGAAUAAAGCUAGAAUUAAUGAAGAUCCAAAGGACGCCCUGCUUCGUCAGUUUCAGAAGGAGAUAGAAGAACUAAAGAAGAAACUUGAGGAAGGGGAAGAAAUAUCAGGCUCUGAUAUCAGUGGAUCAGAGGAGGAUGAUGAGGAAGAAGGAGAGGUUGGAGAGGACGGAGAGAAAAGGAAAAAGAGAAGGGGCAGUAGCAGCAGCAGUAGCUCAGACUCCACAUGCUCUGUCAUAGAGAAACCUCUGGAUAAGUUCUUGCCUAAUCAAGCAGGUAAAAAGAAAGUUUCCCCAGAUAAGAUGGUUGAAAUGCAAGCAAAAAUUGAUGAGGAGAGAAAAGCCCUUGAAACAAAACUUGAUAUGGAAGAAGAAGAAAGGAACAAAGCUAGAGCUGAGUUAGAGAAACGGGAAAAAGAUCUUCUCAAAGCCCAGCAGGAGCAUCAGUCUUUGCUGGAAAAACUGUCCGCUCUAGAGAAGAAGGUCAUUGUUGGUGGGGUGGAUUUGUUGGCCAAAGCUGAGGAACAAGAGAAACUUCUCGAGGAAUCCAACAUGGAACUGGAGGAAAGGAGGAAAAGGGCUGAGCAGCUCCGCAGAGAACUUGAGGAAAAGGAGCAAGAACGCUUAGAUAUUGAAGAAAAAUACACCAGUUUGCAAGAGGAAGCACAGGGAAAGACCAAAAAACUGAAGAAAGUUUGGACCAUGUUGAUGGCUGCCAAGUCAGAGACGGCCGAUCUCCAGCAAGAGCACCAGAGGGAAAUCGAAGGCCUCCUGGAGAACAUCCGGCAGCUGAGCCGGGAGCUCCGCCUGCAGAUGCUCAUCAUUGACAACUUCAUCCCGCAGGACUACCAGGAGAUGAUUGAAAACUACGUCCACUGGAAUGAAGACAUAGGAGAGUGGCAGCUAAAAUGUGUCGCCUAUACAGGAAAUAACAUGAGGAAGCAAACACCGGUACCUGACAAAAAGGAGAAAGAUCCCUUUGAAGUAGACCUGUCCCACGUGUACCUCGCCUACACGGAGGAGAGCCUGCGGCAGUCUCUGAUGAAGCUGGAGAGGCCCCGCACCGCCAAGGGGAAGGCCAGGCCGAAGACGGGGAGAAGAAAGCGUUCGGCAAAGCCUGAGACCGUAAUUGAUUCCUUACUUCAGUGAAUGUCACAAACGGAAAGUCGCAAUAAAAGUUGGCGGUGUUCUUAGGCUGGACAAAACCUUUCAUUAAAACACUGAAGACGUCUGUAAUUUCACACAAGUGGGAGCUGUAGAUCAUGGAGUGAGCCUGGAAAUGAGCACUUGCCUAAUACCUUGUAGACUCUGUGUUAAGAUAGUGUGGCACACGGGGCUGCAUGGCCGGGAGGUUCGGUCACCCGAGUCCCCGCCGGCUGCGCCGUGCUGGGGGAGUGCCGUGUGUGGGGCAUGGUUCCUCUGUGUGAACUGUUACUAUUUACCCUACUACUGUAUGCUUAGAUAAUCUAUCAGGAUUUCAAAUAGAAAAGCAGAGUGUGUCCCGCGUGCACAGAGAAGGUAGCAGAGGGCAUUGUCCUGUGCUGCGCUGCUCAGUGCAAGUGUCGGGCUGCACAUCUAGGAAACGAUUCCGCCUCACCAGCCCGGGCGGCCAGUUCAAAAUACGGUCUCAUUUUAUACGACGUUCACGGCCUUGUAAGUAUGAGGUGACUGAUUUACUGAAUUUCUGUGGAAAACUUUAUCAUUUAACAGUCUUUGCAAGUAUAUAUUUUUAAAACAAGUUAAAAAUGUGUUUCAUCUAGGUUUCUUCUUUUUUGCCACUUUGAGUUCAAAUUAAAUAUGUAAAUUUUUUUGUUUUUCUGGCUUCGUGUUCUCUUGAAACAUUGAAUUACAACUAAAUAUAAGGAGCCACAGUUGCAAGUUAAGAAACUACAUAGUGGUCACGUACCUUUGACUAUGCAUAUAUGUUUGAAAUAUGACUUUUUUCUUAUCCAAGUUUUAAAUUUUGAGAGAUUCUCCAAUUGACCAGGGUCUCCAUUUAUCCUAAGAUGCAGCCAAGCAAAAACACAGAACUUUUUUUUUUUUUUUUUUUUGGUACCAGGGAUUGAACUCAUGACUGGGCGCUUGCAAGGCAGGUGCUUAUGCUGCUGAGCUAAUCCUCGGCCCAACAUUUUUAAUCUUUUGCCUUUAAAACACCUGUUUUUAUGUUUUAUAAAAAGAAAAUGUUCUUCCCUAAUUUUGUUCUAUUGCUUGGUCUGGUUACACCGUACUCCUCUCUGAACUGGGCCGAGAAUGUAGCGGGGCUUGGCUAACACCCCGGGUUCAGUCCUAGCACUGCCCCCCAAGAAGCCCUUCUCAAACAUUAAUUUCUUAAAGUAAAAUCAGAUGUAAUCGAGUCCUUGGUUCUUUUUUUGGCUACUGACAAAAUUUUUAUUUUUUGAAAGUUAUGCUACUUUUAAACCACUUAGCAUUGUUUUGUGUGUCUUAAAGUCACUACAGAGAGUCAGUCCUAAAACCCCUCACUUCUAAAGGUCUUAAGGCUUCGCAGCGAGGAUUUGUUACUCGAGUUGUUGUUUGGACAAGCUUGGUGGCGAGCCGGGAGGGUGACGUGGGGCAAUGGGCCUGCGACUAGGCCGUUUUCCCAGGGCUGGGCCGUGGGUCCGUGUGGCAGGUACUGAGACGCAUCUCCCGGCAGCCUCUCCUCCAUCUCGUGUGACUUGGGGAGGGGUCUGUGCCUGCCCCCUAGCACUGCACGGGCUCCAGGGACACGGCCAAGCAGGCUGCGGCGUGUUUCCAUUGAUGCAAUCCAGCAGCCUGAAUCUGCUCUUCAGAAACCUUUUUGGUGGUGAGGAAAGAGAUCAGUGCUCUUUUUCAAGGUCCACGUUGCUAGCCCUUAAUAAUUCAGUUCAUAGGAAAUGAGUAACUUUUUUUUUUUUUUUUUUUUUUUAAGGAAGAGUAACUUUUUAACUGAGCCUUAAGGUACCUCAAGCGUUUCUUCUAUUUCUCUUUUUUCCAGCACUGGGGAUGGAAACCAGAGCCUCACACGUCCUCCGCCCCAGAGCUGCACCCCCAGCCCUUUAUUAAUGUACUUAUUUAUUUUUACUUUGAGGCAGGGUCUCACCAAGUUGUCCAGGCCGGCUUGAACUUGCGAUCUUCCUGCUUCAGCCUCCUGAGUAGCUGAGUUCUGUUUGCAGGCUCUGUCCCCAUCUGACGCUGUGGGGCCCAGACCUCAUUCGGCUCCCUGAGAGUGAUCUGUGGUUUCCCGGAGUUGCCUGUGUCUCUGUCCACAAAUGACAGACUUUGUGACCUCAGUGUUAAGUUUCCUGAAAGACUAAGAAACUUGCUCAUUAUUUGAAAUAAAUGUGCAGAUUUAAAAUCUGUGGAACAUCCUAUAAAUAGGUUAUUGAAUGAGUAUUCUUGUUUUAAUUUAAAAAAUAGUAUUUAUUUAUUGAAAGGAGUCUCGAUGUAGAAUGUCAUUAUAGUAUGUUCUUUAAUAAAUCUGUAAUUGUAUAUAUGAAUAGUUAGGAUAUUAAAAUGUAAUAUUCCCAGUUUUUAUUUAGAUUUAUCCGAGGAGGUGGGAGUUUCCCCCUGUGCAGUAGAACUGCUCUGACAGACGAUCUCAUUUGCUUUCUGGACAAGGGGAGUUUGUGGGGACAGCAAGACAUUUUGGGUUGCUUUGAGAGAAGGAGGUGGUACUGCUUCAUCUGCAGCGUGUUUUAAACAUGGUGACUCUAGUUUGGGGCUGUUUCUUUCUAGUCUUCAUCUCUUCCCCCUAACCCUGGCAGAAGGUCCUCCCUGUCCUCCAGGGCUGUGAAUCGGGAAUGGGCAGAGUUUACAUUUAAGCACGUCAUUGUCUAUCCAGUUUCUUAACUAUACAUUUGUUUUCCUUUUCAAUAAUCUUUGUUCUUAAAAUAGUAGAAGAAAAAGAUCUAGUGCCUUUGAAUUCAUACUGUAGUUCACCUGAUUUAAAUCAUUAAUGACCUUAGUAAAACCACUAAACUACUGUGUACUGGCCAGAUUACAGAUCGUACGAUGGGUUGCUGUGUUAAUUUCCAAAGCCACACUUUGGAGCUUAACUUGUACUUCUUGUAUAAAUUGUACUGUUUAAGGUGGAUAUAUCGGAACUGUGUGUACAUGUGGCAUGGUUAAAUAGGAAAUAAAACCCUGUUACCUGA
Molecule: messenger RNA, 5349 nt
Organism: Cavia porcellus (domestic guinea pig)
Lineage: Eukaryota; Metazoa; Chordata; Mammalia; Rodentia; Caviidae
Gene: Kif3a
Product: kinesin family member 3A
Exons: 19
Coding region: 185-2365 (726 amino acids)
Biological process (GO): mitotic spindle organization; microtubule-based movement; spindle elongation
Cellular component (GO): microtubule associated complex
Molecular function (GO): microtubule motor activity; microtubule binding; ATP binding
Source: RefSeq, a predicted model, not a curated record